CUCCUUUUCUUCUUUCGAGCCCACCGAGUAGGUUGCCGGCAACCUCGUUCUCUUUUCUGACGCCUCACGUUCCUUCCACCUGAAUUCUUCGUGGGAUCUAAAUCUGUGUUGCAAACACGACAUUAUGCAUCACUGUGCGCUCACCUCUGCUGUCCUUUUGGUGGCGGCAACGGCUAUCGCGUUCGCUCACCCCAUCGCCAUUCGCUCGGCUAUUGAUGCGUCCAUUGUUGAGCGUGGGCUCCAAGACAGACUGGUGGAGCGCAGCUACUACGAUGACUUCCUCUCUGACUUCGAGGCGCGCGACGACAAAGUAGCUCUCGAGAUUCAGGGGCCUAAGCCGAUUCACCCGAGGGUGAAGGCGCUGAGGAAGGCGCUGAGGAAGGAGAGAAAGCAUCGGGGAACGUACGCGGGGACUCCGAGCAGGUCAACUGUGUAUGAUCCUCGUCUGCUUCAUCCGCAGCACCGCGGCCGGAGCGACUACGACGAGAUAGUCGAGCGUAAUUUGGGGGCACGCAAACCUUGGAGGCCCGCUCGUUCUCCUUCCCCUUGGCCGAACAACACUCGUCCGAUUCGUAAGCAUCGACAGCAGCCUCGGAGCGACUAUGUGUGGUUUGCCCGGGAGUACGAACCCGACGGCGAGCUGUUCGGGCGCGGCUUCGAGGUAGACGAGCUUGACCGAGUGGACGUACUAGCAUAA
This is a messenger RNA of Fomitopsis serialis, 697 nucleotides long. RefSeq lists its product as uncharacterized. The record is from RefSeq and is a predicted model, not a curated record. The transcript is spliced from 3 exons. NCBI's taxonomy places the organism in Eukaryota, Fungi, Basidiomycota, Agaricomycetes, Polyporales, Fomitopsidaceae. The coding region runs from base 125 to 697 and encodes 190 amino acids.